This is a messenger RNA of Rasamsonia emersonii CBS 393.64, 1902 nucleotides long. Its product is annotated as MFS sugar transporter. The record is from RefSeq and is a predicted model, not a curated record. Gene Ontology annotation, molecular function: myo-inositol:proton symporter activity. The coding region runs from base 1 to 1902 and encodes 633 amino acids. Gene Ontology annotation, cellular component: membrane. The transcript is spliced from 4 exons. Lineage: Eukaryota; Fungi; Ascomycota; Eurotiomycetes; Eurotiales; Trichocomaceae. Gene Ontology annotation, biological process: transmembrane transport.
AUGAGUCUAACCGUGGACGACAAUACGAAGCCUACCGUCGACGAGAAAGCCCAUCCAGGGGGGCGAAAUGAAAGCCCGCCCAGUGCCGAGCAGACAGAGAAUGUAAAGGCGGAAGCUCGCAAUAUCUACGAUAUCCAUGAGCGGCCGCCGGACAAGCUGAAUGUCGUUUUCGAGAAUCCGUUGGCAGGGAUUCCACGUGAACAGCUCCUGGAGGAUGUCGAGAGUUUCUGCAAACGGUACAACCUAGAGGAUCAUCUGGAUGAUUUUAAGAAGGGCGCCCUUGUCUCCCAGAAUCCCGCGGCCGCCCAGGAUCUUACCGAGUUGACAGAUGAGGAGAAGAGAAUCCUCCUCAGGGAGCAUACUCAUAAAUGGGACCAGCCAUUCGCGCUCUACUGGCUUGUCGUAAUGUGCUCGUUGGCUGCUGCUGUGCAAGGUAUGGACGAAACGGUGAACAACGGAGCUCAGGCGAUUUACCUCAAGCAACUGGGCAUCACAACUCGAUUCACGGGGCAGGAGCAGGACAACAUCACGGGACUGGUCGUGGGCGCGCCGUACCUUGCGUGUGCGAUCCUCGGCUGCUGGCUCACGGAGCCGUUGAACCGGCUGUUUGCCCGUCGUGGAACUAUCUUCAUCUCCUGUUUCGUGGCCGCCGUGGCCUCGGUCUGGGAGGGCGUCGCCAACUCCUGGGUUAAUCUCUUUAUUGCUCGAUUCGUCCUCGGUCUGGGAAUUGGCUCCAAAUCAUCUACCGUGCCCGUGUAUGCUGCCGAAUGCGCACCUGCUCCAAUUCGAGGGGCCCUUGUGAUGAUGUGGCAGAUGUGGACCGCGUUCGGAAUCAUGCUGGGUAACAUCAUGGGGGUAGCGUUCAUGGGCCUCUCGGACGAUCUUUCGUGGCGUCUCAUGCUCGGUUCGACUGUGGUCCUUCCUGUUAUUGUUUGCGCUCAGGUGUACUUCUGCCCCGAGUCGCCUCGUUGGCUGAUCCAACACAACAAGGUCGACAAGGCCUUCAGGGCGUUCCGGACCCUCCGACGGUCCGAUCUGCAAGCUGCCCGAGAUCUCUACUACGCAUACGUGAAUGUCCAGCUCGAGCGGGAGAUCAACAAGGGGAAGAACUUCUUCACAAUGUUCAUGGAGCUCUUUACCAUCCCCCGCAACGCCCGUGCGACCCUUGCGAGCUGGAUUGUCAUGUUCAUGCAGCAAUUCUGCGGAGUGAACGUCAUUGCUUACUAUUCGACCACGAUCUUCACUAGCUCCGGUUACUCUACUCAAGCCGCCCUUCUGGCGUCUAUGGGCACUGGAAUUCUGAACUGGCUCUUUGCUCUUCCAGCAGUGUUUACCAUCGACACAUUCGGGAGGCGCAACCUCCUGCUUACCACCUUCCCUUUUCUGGCGAUUACCUUGUUCUGGACGGGCUUCUCUUUCUGGAUCGAGCCGUGGAACGAGACGAGCAGGAAGCGAGUUGCAAUGGUCACGACGGGCAUGUACCUCUUCGAAGUGUUCUACUCCCCCGGUGAGGGACCCGUGCCGUUCACCUAUUCAGCCGAAGCCUUCCCACUGCAUGUGCGUGAAGUCGGCAUGUCCUGGGCUACAGCCACUACAUGGUGCUUCAACUUUAUCCUAUCUUUUACAUGGCCUUCCCUGCAGAGGGCCUUCAAGCCGCAAGGAGCGUUUGGGUGGUAUGCCGGUUGGUGUAUCGUCGGCUGGUUCCUUGUUCUUCUAUUCGUGCCAGAGACCAAAGCUCUCACUCUGGAAGAAUUGGACCAGGUCUUCUCCGUUUCAACCUGGAAACAUGCCUCGUACCAGAUCAAGAAUGCCGUGUGGCAUUUCCGCGUCUGGGUCCUUCGACAGAAGCUCGAGCCGCUGCCGAAAUUCUACGAAGGCGCGGAGAAGCUUAUGGAAUCUUAG